This is a messenger RNA of Hypanus sabinus (Atlantic stingray), 1357 nucleotides long. RefSeq names its product interferon omega-1-like. The record is from RefSeq and is a predicted model, not a curated record. Gene Ontology annotation, molecular function: cytokine receptor binding. Gene Ontology annotation, biological process: defense response. Gene Ontology annotation, cellular component: extracellular region. Bases 800 to 1282 code for a protein of 160 amino acids. Lineage: Eukaryota; Metazoa; Chordata; Chondrichthyes; Myliobatiformes; Dasyatidae. The transcript is spliced from 4 exons.
CUGUAGUUUUCACUCGCCGGAAUAAGCCAAGGGCCUACAUUUUGUUGUGAGUUGUCCCAGUUUUAUAUUCCAAUGUUCUUACACGGAUCUAAUCUGUUGGUUUUAUUUCUUUAUAUUUCUUUUGAAACGAGAAAGAGUUGAAUCCGAAGUGAAGACGCCGCAAAGACUAAGAUGUACUCAGCAGAUGUCUCGAAGAUGAGAAAAUCUGCAGGUGCUGGAAAUCCAAGCAAAUCGUGCAAAAUGCUGAAGGAACUCAGCAGGCCAGGCAGCGUCUAUGGAAAAGAGUUAACAUUUCGGGGCGAGCCCCUUCUCCAGUCCUGACAGUUCACUCUUUCCCAGGGACGUCCUGCUGGGUUACUCCAGCAUUUAGUAAGCGACCGUUGAACAGCAGAUGCCUCUUGCAAUCGUAACGAGAGGGAUGGCAAGCUUUGUUCUUCCAGUUUACGUUGUACCUCACUCUGGCAGUGGAGGAGGUCCCCCGCCGCACGAAUGAGAGUGGGGUUGAGAAUUACCCCGGUUUCAAAACCUGCAAACUGCAGUUUUAUUCGGUCAUUUACAAACACGUACAACUUCGGAAGUGACGAAACCCUUUUCCUGUCUGGGGUUACUUUCGCUUUUCUUGCAGUUGCAAACAGAGCCGGAGUCUUUCCUGGGGAAAGAAGAGCCAUCCGACUCGGUGUCCCAGCGGUUCGAUUUAAAGGAGAAAUCGAAAUGUCUUAUUUAAACACAGACUACAGCAACAACUGCAAAGACGCUCUUUGCCUAGAGGGCACAGUCACGGACUGGAGUACCCAUCGCUAUGGCCUUGGCUUUCUGCACUGACCACCCUGCCAUGUGGUUUCACUGGAACUGGGGUGGCCGCCUCCCUCGACACUGUGUGACUGAGAGGCUGUCGUUGAAAACCAAGCCCUUGGAGCUGGUGAAACUUUCGGCGGAGGUUCCUGCCCAGGAAAGGAUCCAGAUUGUCCAUCAGACCCUGCAUCACCUCCGCAGGAUCUACAGUAUGAACCUGAGCUCAGUCAGCUGGGUCCAGAGCUCAGUGGAACUCCUUCGGCUUCUGUUGGAUCGGCAGCUCAGAGAGCUGGAUGUGUGUGUCCGGAAACCAGGCUCAGAGACCAGACCAAGGAAGAAUGCCGCAAUUCUUAAAUACUUUCAGAAAUUGAGAGAGUUUCUGAAACAGAAGGGAUUCAGCAACUGUGCCUGGGAGAUAACCCGCACUGAGACCAUGACGCAUUUGAAACAGCUCCUUCUCAUUAUGGCAAAAAUCAGCAGAGAUCACUGAAGAUUUUCCAGAGUCAAUUUCAUGAGGGAUCAAGAUUUAUGACUAUUUAUUUAAAAUAAAUUUCAAGGAAAAGUA